AUGAGAGAGAAGAGGGAAAGGAUGAAAGAGAAUAAAGAGGUGAGGGAAAGGAUGAGAGAGAUGAGGGAAAGGAUGAGAGAGAUGAGGGAAAGGAUGAGAGAGAUGAGGGAAAGGAUGAGAGAGAUGAGGGAAAGGAUGAGAGAAAAGAGGGAAAGGAUGAGAGAAAAGAGGGAAAGGAUGAGAGAAAAGAGGGAAAGGGAUGAGAGAGGUGAGGGAAAGGAUGAGAGAGAUGGGGGAAAGGAUGAGAGAGAUGGGGGAAAGGAUGAGAGAGAUGGGGGAAAGGAUGAGAGAGAUGAGGGAAAGGAUGAGAGAAAAGAGGGAAAGGAUGAGAGAAAAGAGGGAAGAGAUGAGGGAAAGGAUGAGAGAGAGGAGAGAGAUGAGGGAAAGGAUGAGCGAGUAGAGGGUAAGGAGGAGAGAGAUGAGGGAGAGAGGAGGGAGAGAGAUGAGGGAAAGGAUGAGCGAGUAGAGGGAAAGGAUGAGCGAGUAGAGGGAAAGGAUGAGCGAGUAGAGGGAAAGGAUGAGCGAGUAGAGGGAAAGGAUGAGCGAGUAGAGGGAAAGGAUGAGCGAGUAGAGGGAAAGGAUGAGCGAGUAGAGGGAAAGGAUGAGCGAGUAGAGGGAAAAGAUGAGCGAGUAGAGGGAAAGGAUGAGCGAGUAGAGGGAAAGGAUGAGCGAGUAGAGGGAAAGGAUGAGCGAGUAGAGGGAAAGGAUGAGCGAGUAGAGGGAAAGGAUGAGCGAGUAGAGGGAAAGGAUGAGCGAGUAGAGGGAAAGGAUGAGCGAGUAGAGGGAAAGGAUGAGCGAGUAGAGGGAAAGGAUGAGCGAGUAGAGGGAAAGGAUGAGCGAGUAGAGGGAAAAGAUGAGAGAGAUGAGGGAAAGGAUGAGCGAGUAGAGGGAAAGGAUGAGAGAGAUGAGGGAAAGGAUGAGCGAGUAGAGGGAAAGGAUGAGCGAGUAGAGGGAAAGGAUGAGCGAGUAGAGGGAAAGGAUGAGCGAGUAGAGGGAAAGGAUGAGCGAGUAGAGGGAAAGGAUGAGCGAGUAGAGGGAAAAGAUGAGAGAGAUGAGGGAAAGGAUGAGCGAGUAGAGGGAAAGGAUGAGCGAGUAGAGGGAAAGGAUGAGCGAGUAGAGGGAAAGGAUGAGCGAGUAGAGGGAAAGGAUGAGCGAGUAGAGGGAAAGGAUGAGCGAGUAGAGGGAAAAGAUGAGCGAGUAGAGGGAAAGGAUGAGCGAGUAGAGGGAAAGGAUGAGCGAGUAGAGGGAAAGGAUGAGCGAGUAGAGGGAAAGGAUGAGCGAGUAGAGGGAAAGGAUGAGCGAGUAGAGGGAAAGGAUGAGCGAGUAGAGGGAAAGGAUGAGCGAGUAGAGGGAAAGGAUGAGCGAGUAGAGGGAAAGGAUGAGCGAGUAGAGGGAAAGGAUGAGCGAGUAGAGGGAAAGGAUGAGCGAGUAGAGGGAAAGGAUGAGCGAAGGGAGAGGAUGAGAGAGAGAGAAGAGGGAGAGGAUGAGAGAGAGAAGAGGGAGAGGAUGAGAGAGAGAGAGAGAGAGAAGAGGGAGAGGAUGAGAGAGAGAGAGAAGAGGGAGAGGAUGAGAGAAAAGAGGGAGAGGAUGAGAGAAAAGAGGGAGAUGAUGAGAGAAAAGAGGGAAAGGAUGAGAGAGAAGAGGGAAAGGAUGAGAGAAAAGAGGGAAAGGAUGAGAGAAAAGAGGGAAAGGAUGAGAGAAAAGAGGGAAAGGAUGAGGGAGUAGAGGGAAAGGAUGAGGGAGUAGAGGGAAAGGGUGAGAGAGAGGAGAGAGAUGAGCGAGAUGAGAGAGGUGAGGGAAAGGAUGAGAGAGGUGAGGGAAAGGAUGAGAAAGGUGAAGGAAAGGAUGAGAGAGGUGAGGGAAAGGAUGAGAGAGAUGAGGGAAAGGAUGAGAGAGAUGAGGGAAAGGAUGAGCGAGUAG
Pseudophryne corroboree (corroboree frog) is the source of this 1920-nucleotide messenger RNA. RefSeq names its product golgin subfamily A member 6-like protein 25. The record is from RefSeq and is a predicted model, not a curated record. Gene Ontology annotation, molecular function: DNA-binding transcription factor activity. The transcript is spliced from 4 exons. Gene Ontology annotation, biological process: regulation of DNA-templated transcription. NCBI's taxonomy places the organism in Eukaryota, Metazoa, Chordata, Amphibia, Anura, Myobatrachidae.